AUUCCAUUGAUUGGAUUUCAAAAUUAGAAAUAGUUUUCAAGAAAGAAGCAUCGUUUUGGUCUUUGGCUGUCUGUAGUUUGACCAAAAUGGACAACUUGAAACAGCGUUUAUGUUUUGCUUUACCCCUCAUAAGACAGGCAGGGACCAUUCUCCGGGGCGCCUUUUCGUUACGAAAGGAAGGUGUCAUAUAUAGAAAAAAAACUGAGACAGACCCGGUAACCAAUACUGAUAUCGAACUAGAAACAUUUUUAAGAAAAGAAAUUCUUUCCAAGUUCCCGAAUGAGGCCUUCAUUGGGGAGGAGUCAGCGAGUAACUUGGAAAGGUUCGAUCAAGAUUCUUGUUGGAUAUUGGAUCCUAUUGAUGGAACAGCAAACUUUGUGCACGGAAUCCCAAACGUUGCCAUUUCACUAGCAUACUCCGAGAGAGGACAGGUUGUCUUGGGUAUUGUCUAUAAUCCUCUCGAAGAGGAACUGUUUACAGCUAUACGUGGUGGAGGAGCGUUUCUUGAGGAUACUCCUAUUAGAGUCUCAGAUAUAGAUAACUGGAAUGAAGCCAUUGUUUGCACAGAAUUUGGAAGUGAUAGGAGCUCUGUGAAGUGCAGUAUGAUUGUAGAAAAUUUGAAGAAUAUUUUGGACGACAAAAUUCAGGGUAUUAGGGCAACAGGUUCAGCAGCCCUCGAUCUCUGUUAUGUGGCAGCAGGUAGAUUUGAUGUGUACUACGAAUAUGGUCCCCAUAUUUGGGAUAUUGCUGCAGGUUCACUUAUUGUAGAAGAGGCUGGUGGAACAGUACUUCACCCAACUGGUUCUAAUUUAGACCUUCGAAGUAGAGGAAUACUUGCAACUAAUCAAAGGUUUUGUAAAAAGUUAAAGUUUCCUCCAUUUUGGCACUUUUAGUAAAUGCCAUUCUUUUUCUUAUGGUUUUAGAAGCAAUUUCAUCUCGGAGAAAUUGUGAGUUGUUUAUAAGUUUCUCCAAAGUCUGUCUUUUCUCCAAACAAACUUUGAAGCCCUUUUGUUGCAACCGUUACAAGCGAAGCCUUGGCCUGUGUAAGAAC
Messenger RNA from Galdieria sulphuraria, 1051 nucleotides. RefSeq names its product myo-inositol-1(or 4)-monophosphatase. The transcript is spliced from 5 exons. Gene Ontology annotation, biological process: signal transduction; inositol metabolic process; phosphatidylinositol phosphate biosynthetic process. NCBI's taxonomy places the organism in Eukaryota, Rhodophyta, Bangiophyceae, Galdieriales, Galdieriaceae. The record is from RefSeq and is a predicted model, not a curated record. Bases 87 to 893 code for a protein of 268 amino acids. Gene Ontology annotation, molecular function: inositol monophosphate 1-phosphatase activity.